Messenger RNA from Drosophila takahashii, 2202 nucleotides. RefSeq names its product akirin (gene akirin). Lineage: Eukaryota; Metazoa; Arthropoda; Insecta; Diptera; Drosophilidae. Gene Ontology annotation, cellular component: chromatin; nucleus. Gene Ontology annotation, molecular function: transcription coregulator activity. Gene Ontology annotation, biological process: positive regulation of transcription by RNA polymerase II; positive regulation of innate immune response. The record is from RefSeq and is a predicted model, not a curated record.
UAGCAAUACUAAUUUCUACCCGAAAAUAUAGAUUAACCACCUAAACUGAAGUUGGGACGUGAAUGUGCGUGCGUAUGUGCCAGCGGAGUAGUGGCACAAUAAAAAAGUAAAUAAAGCGCGUGUGAAGUGGUGCAGAAAGCGAAAAGAGAGUCGAAAAGGCCCGAAAGUCCCAUUAACCCGACGCUCGAUCAUCAUCCAUCUGCAGCAUCCGUCAUCCGAAGUCGAGGCAAUAAUCAUCAGCAGCUAGCCACAAUCGGGCGAGCCAUCUAUCCAUCCGAAGAGCACCGAGAAGUAGAACCUCAAUCAUAGCGAUGGCCUGUGCAACCCUGAAACGCGCCCUGGACUGGGAGUCGAUGAACCAGCGUCCUCCCAAGCGCCGGCGCUGCAAUCCGUUCGGCCAGGCCGGGAGCAACGCCGGGCCAGCGUCUCCGUCCCGCGACGGUCCCAGCACCUCGGCGGGACUGCCCCACACGCCCACCAACCGAUUCGCCAAGGACAACACCGAGCCCAGUCCGUUCAGCGAGGCGUCGCUGGCCAAGAUGUCGCCAGACAAAAUGGCCGAGAGCUUGUGCAACGAGAUCAAGAGACUGCACAAGCGCAAACAGCUGCCGAUCACCUCGUCGGCCCUGGAACGCAUGCAGGACUCGGAGUCGAGCGGAUCGGAGAUGGGACCGGAGAGCCCGCGCCGCCCGGACAGCCCACCGGACAUCAUGCGCCACGGCGAAAAGGCCCUGUUCACCUUCAAGCAGGUGCAGCUCAUCUGCGAGAGCAUGAUCAAGGAGCGGGAGAAUCAGCUGAGGGAGCGCUACGAGUCCGUGCUGACCACCAAGCUGGCCGAGCAGUACGAUGCCUUCGUCAAGUUCACAUACGAUCAGAUACAGCGUCGCUACGAGGCAGCGCCUAGCUACCUGUCGUAAGGCUGUGCAGGACCUCGAGCCUCACAGAAAAGAAAUUAAUAAUUGCACUACGAUCUUAUGUGACGGUAGAUCUACCGCGACAACAACAGCCCUCAUUUAAAACUAAAACAAACAACAAAUAAGGAAACUAAAGCAAACGCAAAACAAACCAACAAAAAACCUAAAAAACAAACAAAAAAAACAAACUAUAACAUACAUCGUGUUUAAUAUAUUUUGAAAUACACACGCGAAGAAAGCAGUUAUAGUUUAUGCCUAGAUUUACAUAUAUAUUGUAUCGGUUAGCAGCAAAGGGAUGAAUUAUUUAACAGCAAGCAGCAACAACAAAAGAAAGAAACCAACAAAUCUUGUUAAAUUUAUGUUUUUCACAUAAUGAAAAUUCUAAAUAAAUGACAAAUAUCUGAUAUGAAGAACUAUAAGCACACAGCCACUGCAGACAUAUAUGGUGCAUCCGUAGAGAGAACGAUUCAAUGAAACCUCAAACGUAGCUUCGUACAUAACAGACCGACAGAAUUGGUAAAUAUAAUGUUAGGUACUUGUAGCAAAUAAGGUAUGAUGUAAAACGUAUCAAACUAUAUUGUUUUUUGAAAUAGUUAUUUAUGAGCGGAAGGCCCCCAGCGAAGGGAGCCAACAUUAAAUCAACAAAGAUAACUCACUACUCAUGAAGAACACCUUUCAUAGUUUAUUUUUGCAUAUUAGUUGUACUAAGCCGAGAAACGAACGCUUGACUUUGUCUAUUUUCUCGAGUAUCGUUUGUUAAUUGUUUCUUCCUUUGAUGCGAAUUAUUGCAAAGUAAUGUAAACACAAAAAAAAACAACUGAAAUGUUUCGAAUUGCUUUGCAGCCUACGAAAAUGAAUACCGGAAAACAAAAAAACACAAAAAAAUAUAUUCAAUAAGUCAAAUUGAACGCUUUCUUAUAAUAUACGCUUGACAGAAGAAGUUUCAUGUUCAUUACAAAUAUUUUUUUCACACCUUGAAGAAUAUAUACAAGAAUAUAUGAUAUAUAUAUAUUUUUCAAUUACCGCAAUCAUACAUACUUUAUAUUAGUAAUUUAAACUUAAAAUUAGUAAAGAAAUGCCAUUUUUAUAUUAAAACAAACAAAAAUAAAAUGAUGAAUUGUAGAAGCCAGCUGGUCUUUUCUUUUUAAAGCUUUUAAUUCUGUUUGUACAAGAUCUUUAAAUUUCAUCUGUUUGUAACCUCCAUUAUAAUUUAAACCCACCCCAAAUUUCUCAAUAAAGCGUUAUUAUUGGUUCAGGUUGCUCUAAAAGUAAGCUGAUGGUAAAGUAA